CUUACGGGCCAAGAAUAGUUCCUGUCCAAUGAUGCAACGCGUGUACUCAAAUGAUAUGCCUUUAAAUGCCUCACUGCAUGCAACAUGAAUUGAUCACAUCCUCAGCGAUAAAUCCACGAUGUGUGUACUGUGAAUCGUUUGCUUAUUCUGUGAUGAAGGGAGUUUUUCUGUCAUAUAACACUUUUAAUUAUUUUACCCUUAUGAUUGUGUGCACGUUCGUUCAACAGAACCAGAACAUAAUAUUCCGUCCCGUCCAGAAAAUAACACAAUCAGCAUUUGAAACGCUUCUUCUCGCGUUCAACACCGCAAGGAAACAUGACGAGGGCGUAAUACACACGCAUAACCUCAACAUAUACUACACCACACAGGAUGCACUGACAUGUGCACUCAUCGCAAGCAAAAAAUGUUACGAGAGUGACAUGUACGCGAUACUGAAGGCUAUAAUGGGGACUGUCACGUGCUUUUCUUCGCUUGAAGACGUGGUGGGUGCCUUUGAUGAUGUUGUGAACGAAUACACGUAUUUCCGGCUGAGCGCUGACAACCUGAAGGUGAUCAGGGAGAUGGACAGCUACGAGGAGAAGGUGCAUAAGAUGGUGACCAAGAACAAGGAGAUUGAGAAUGAAAAAGUUAUGAAGGAGAUAAGUGAGAAGGUUAAGACGAUGAACGUGAAGGGUGGUGUUCAUCCAUCCAGUAAUGUAAGCGUUGUUCCGCCCGUUAGUUACCCGUCGAUCACGGUCACAAACCCCUCGGCAGGUGCUGUAGACCAGGCACCCAGCAGGAUACACAGCAUUGACACCUUUGCAAAGGUUAAGAGUGAAAUUAGGAGAGAGCGCAGAAAAACACCGAGCAAGAAAAUACAACUGCAAAUUACGGAAAGACUUAAUCUGGUGGUUGACAAGGAAGGCAACAAGAAAAGUGGGGAGAUAAGCGGUGAUAUGACAAUGUACAUAAAGGACGAACUGUUUAAGGACAUAUCGAUCGAAAUACGUGCACCACAUCCGGUGAAGUACUCACCCAAUCUGUUAAAAGACAGUGCCAAGAAGAAGGUUUUGAAGGCUAAGAAGAGUUUUCCUAUCAACAAAUAUGUUGCGCUGGUGAAAUGGACAAGAAAAGCGGAAACAAGCGAUUUUACAUUCAAUCUAUGGCUUACCAAGAAUGAAGAGAGGAUUAAUGUGAUGAUGGACUACGAAAAGAUGAGUGAUCUGGGUGAAAUUGCGUUCCGCUUCAAUACGAAGGGAAGCGAGCUGUCGAGCGGGCAGUGCAAGGAUGCUGUGGUUUGGAGAAGUAAGGAGAACCAAGACAACAUUGAGUUUGUUGCCGACAACUCGGUGUUCCCGGUAAAUGUGUACUUUUGUGGAGCGAGAGAGUGCAUGAUAGGCGUUGAAAAGAUCCUGGUGGGUGAAGAAAGCGUGGAUGACUACGAGGUUGAGUAUUGCUAUGAGGGCGAUGAUGUUCAAAUUGUUGAAUAAAUGCGAG
This is a messenger RNA of Vavraia culicis subsp. floridensis, 1476 nucleotides long. RefSeq lists its product as uncharacterized. Gene Ontology annotation, cellular component: cytosol; COPI vesicle coat. Gene Ontology annotation, biological process: Golgi localization; retrograde vesicle-mediated transport, Golgi to endoplasmic reticulum; endoplasmic reticulum to Golgi vesicle-mediated transport. The transcript has a single exon. Lineage: Eukaryota; Fungi; Microsporidia; Pleistophoridae. The coding region runs from base 66 to 1469 and encodes 467 amino acids. The record is from RefSeq and is a predicted model, not a curated record.